Cyclopterus lumpus (lumpfish) is the source of this 892-nucleotide messenger RNA. RefSeq names its product insulin-like 5a (gene insl5a). The record is from RefSeq and is a predicted model, not a curated record. The transcript has 2 exons. Lineage: Eukaryota; Metazoa; Chordata; Actinopteri; Perciformes; Cyclopteridae. Bases 222 to 494 code for a protein of 90 amino acids.
GGGAGGAAGUGGAGAGAUACUCAUCAUUGAGGAGCUGAAAGGUGGAUGGUAUAUAACACAAGGAGACGCAAGCAUCGGAUCAAGAAAGAAGACUCAGAGACAAUCUGCAAGAUACACGAUAACCAACUGGAAACAGGACAGAAGUUUCCGGAACAAACCGGCUCAACAGAGAGAUAAUCCAGCAUGCGUGCUCUGGGGGUUUUGCCUCUGCUGUUGUGUGCAUGGUGUGUGUGGUCCAGGUGAGAUCCGAGGUGAAGGCGGUGGAAGCUGUGCGGGCGAGAGUUCCUGAGGGCUGUCGUUUACACCUGCGGGGAUCCCGUUGGAGGAGAUUCCUCAGUGAGACAGACAUGGACGGUCCGCCCGCAGGGGAUCAGAGCAGUCUGGAGAGUAGCAAGCCGGGCUCCGAGCUGAGCAGACGAGAUAUUAACAACAUACUGACCACCGUGUGCUGCCAGGUGGGCUGCAGGAAGAGCGACCUCGCCUUCCUCUGCUGAGGACAAUCCCCCCACAUCUUCUUCUCUCUACAAAAUGACUCUGCUCUCUCCCAUCUCGACUUAGUGGAGACAGAAUCUGAAUCAAAAUGCUGAUGUCUUAAAAUCAUAUGAUCACUGUAUGUACAGUGAUGCUCAAGCCCACAUUGUCUCUAAUUGCUUUUGACAUUGAUAUUCUUUUUUGUUAUUACUUUAACUUGGUUUGUAGAUUUGAAUGUGUGGACCACAUCUGUGAACUUGUUUAGGACAUCUGUCCAGAUGUCUGAGCCUGGGUUUGUGUCCUGUAUGUAGCCAGAAUCCACAAGUUUGCAGGUUUAUAAAAAGUCCUUCUUUACAUUCAUGUAUUUUUAUUCCAUCAUUUUGCUAUUUUGUGUCAAAUAAAUGUUCUUGCACAGGCCUUA